Messenger RNA from Spodoptera littoralis (African cotton leafworm), 2109 nucleotides. Lineage: Eukaryota; Metazoa; Arthropoda; Insecta; Lepidoptera; Noctuidae. The record is from the annotation of a GenBank genome assembly.
AUGUCUCAAGGCAUAAUACUUAUCUUGGAUAUAGGACGAAAUGUUUCUGUUGUGGACGAAAAGGAGGAAAAAAGUUUUUUCCAAAGUGCUAGAGAAUGCGCGGCUCGGAUCAUAGAACGUAAAAUAUUGAGCCAAGGAAAAAAUCUAAUUGGGAUAAUCCUAGUGGGAUCAAAGACUACCGAUAAUAAUCUUGCAAAACAAUUUGAUGGAGCGUUCAAGCGCAUUCAGGUCUUAGACAUGGUCACUCCGACUUGGCAAAUGAUCAGACAGCUGCCGGAAAAGCCAACAGAAACCAAAGGGGACUGGUUUGAUGCGCUCAUGGUUGCAGCGGACUAUUAUAAAAAUGUGCUCUCUGGUGUCAAGUUAGAAUCCAAACAAAUCAUAUUGCUAACUAACUUCAAGAAGAAGACAUCUUUUGAUCCUGAGAAUAUUGAUGAGGUCUUAAAUGGAUUCAUAGAUGAAGGCUAUGAAGUAAAUGUCAUUGGUCCAGAUAUUGAAUCUGAAGAAUAUGAAAAAAAUGAGUCGGUACAAUUAGUGAAGCAGUUUAUUGACAGCACCGGUGGAGCAACCAGCACUAUAGAUAGCAUCAUGAAGUAUGACCUACUCUUCCAUAGAAAGAAACUUGUCAAGGGAAUGCCAUGGAAUGUCGAUCUAAGUAUUGGGCCAAAUAUAAAAAUCCCAGUGUCUGCAUACAUCAGAACCAGGGAUGAACCAGCAGUAAAAAACUGGGUUAAAUCUGUCAAAGACUCUAUCACAGGCAAGUCCAGCAAAAACGAAUCUGUUACCAAAACAAAAGAAUACAUCAAUGAAGAAACUGGCCAGGCCGUUGAUGCAGCUAAUAAAAUAACUGGUCACCACUAUGGCCAGCAGAUUAUCCCACUAGGAGAUAUUGAUAAAGGUUUAAUGUACCAGUCUGGAGUUAAAUCCUUGUCAGUGUAUGGUUUCACUUCAGCUGACAAUAUUCAAUGGCAAAACUUAAAUGGUGAUGGUUUAUCCUAUGUAUUUGGCAGGAAGGGUGAUAAGAAAGCACAAAAAGUUAUCAGAUGUCUCGUGGAAUGUCUUCAUGAACUGAAUCUUGUGUGUAUUGUGAGAAAAGUGUACAACACAAACAAUUUGCCAAAACUGAAUGUUCUUAUGCCUGUGAUAGAUACUAACAAUUAUGUAUGCCUCUCCAUGAUUGGUUUAUGUUACAAAGAAGAAAUUAAACAAAUGUCUUUUCCAACAACUAACUUAAAAAAACACAAAUGUUCAGAAGAACAAGUGAAUGCAUUCAAAGAUCUUAUCAAUGCUAUGGAUUUGACCAACGCAUAUGAUGACACAUUUGAUGACAAUGAAGCGUUCCCUGUAGCAGAGUGUGUGAGCCCCUCGGUACAGUAUGUACUGGACUGCAUUGCAUACCGAGCCUUGAACCCAGACAAACCAUUACCUAAACCUAGGGAAGAGAUAAUGACUCUAUUCAAAGUGCCUCCCUUACUAGAAGAGAAUGCCAGAAAACCUCUGGAGAAAUUGAAAACCUUAUUCACUUUGACCAAGGUAGAACAAAAGAAAAGGCAGAAUAAAAAUCUCCUAUUGGAUAAUGAUCAACUUCAAAAUCCAAACUUGCAAACUGAUGCUCCUAUCACUCCAAAUAUACCUAAAGUUCACAUGCCUACCAAGGAAGAGGUGGUGGAUGAAAUUAAAAGCAUCAGUACUAUCAACCCUAUUGAAGACUUUAAAGCUCUUCAAAGUCAGAACAAAGAUCUAUCAGAACUAACCACUGGAAUGAUCAAAGCUAUAGAGAGCUUGAUCCAUAACAAUAUUGAUGGAAAGUAUAAUAAAGCAUUGGAUGCAAUGAAACACUUGAGAAUGGAAUCGAUCAAAUUUGAUCCAACCGAUUAUAAUAACUGGAUAAAGAAAUUGAAAACUGAUUUGGUGGAAUGUGGUAAAACAGAAGUACUGAAUCAAAUUAUAGAAAAUCAAGUCAGUUUCAUUUUGAAGGCUGAGAAUAAUUUGAGCAGUUAUGACAAUGAGCACAGCCACGAAGAAAGUCAGUUGUUUGAAAAUGAUACUAUUCCUAACUCAACUGAAUUGACAAUCAGCUCUGAUGUGCUGAACAUGUUCGAUGAUUAA